UCCUCACACACAGUUUAGAAGUUUGGAUAACAGUCAGCUCUUUAUCUCUGCAGGGACCACACCAGCACACAGGACUUGUUCCAGUGCAAGGACGGUCUGUGGACAGGAGUGUUCCUGGGUGAGCACUUCAGACUCAGCAUUUCCUGCUCUGCCAGUGGACACUUUCAGAGCUCAACAGUGACACCAAGUCUCUUUUCUUUCAGGAGUUGGACCUUCUACUGCUUAAGCCAUGGGUCAGUCCUCCUCUUCUCCACCCUCUCAUAGUAGUAGUGGUGAUUUGGCCUCCAGCUUUGACAAGUUUUUUAAGGAAUUCAAGCUGGAAAGCAAAAUCCUCUCUCAGGAAACCAUCAGAAAUAUUCAAUCAUACCUAGAGAAGGGGGACCUUCAGAGUGCAUUUUCUGAAAUCAAUGCCGCAUUGAGAGACAUUGAAAAUGCCCCACUGAACAUUGCUGUGACAGGAGAAUCUGGGACAGGGAAGUCCACCUUCAUCAAUGCCCUGAGGGGGGUGGGGCAAGAGGAAGUCGGGGCUGCUCCCACGGGGCCAGUGGAGACAACCAUGGAGAGAACCCCAUACAAACACCCGACGUUUCCCAGUGUGACAUUAUGGGACCUGCCUGGCAUAGGGACCACUACCUUUCAGCCACAAGAAUAUCUGGAGGAAAUGAAAUUUGGUGAGUAUGACUUCUUUAUUAUCAUCUCUGCUACACGUUUCAAAAUCAAUGAUGCUCAACUGGCUACAGCAAUUGGAAAAAUGAAGAAGAAAUUCUACUUUGUCCGAACUAAAGUGGACAGUGAUUUACUUAAUCUAGAGAAGAGUAAACCCACCACAUUCAAUAAGGAUGAAAUCCUGCAAAGGAUCCGCGAUGACUGUGUGAAACACCUGCAGAAAGCCAAUGUGAGUGACCCUCAGGUCUUCUUAGUCUCUAGUCUUGAGCUGUCUGGCUAUGAUUUCCAAAACCUAGAAACCACCCUUCUGAGAGAGCUCCCAGCCCACAAGCGCCACAUCUUCAUGCAAUACCUACCAAAUAUUACUGAGGCCGCCAUUGACCGGAAGAGGGAUUCCCUGAAACAGAAGGUCUGGCUGGAGGCCCUGAAGGCUGGAGCAUCUGCCACCAUCCCUUUGGUGGGUUUCGUUAGUGAUAAUGAUGUGCAAACUUUAAAGGAUGCUUUAACGCUGUACAGGUUUCACUUUGGGCUGGAUGACUCAUCCCUGAAAAACAUGGCCGUGGACUUACACGUGUCGGUGGAGAAACUCAAGACAAACCUUAUGUCUCCUCAUUUGCUAUCAAUUGAGAAGGAUAAUGAGUCCUUAGGGGACAAACUGUUAAGAUAUUUGGAAAAAUUCUGUGGUAUUAGUGGAGGGCCCAUUGCUUCUGGUCUUUACUUUCGGAAGAUUUUCUAUUUGCAAAGUUAUUUCCUGGAGACUGUGGUGAGUGAUGCAAAACGUCUUCUUACAAUAGAAGAGGUUUUUAAGAACUCCAAGGGUUCUAAACAAGUCUAACUACUUUAGCAUGUUGGGCAUGGAGAUGGGAAAAGUGGGGCAUCCAGCUCCUGAAUUACUCUCAUCGUUGUUAUGGCACUGGUGCCUGGAAAGAUGACUUGGGCUUCCUUGUAGCAAUCUUGAGCCAUUGCUCUCAGAAUGUAUCACAGAGAUUUUCAUAAUUCACUCUUGAACCAACCACCAACUUAAAGACUAUUAUUUGUCAGUGUGAGCAAUCAGCUCUAAAGAAUCCUUGCUUCGUAUAAUCCUUCUUGGGAAAGUGAAGGACAAUAAUCUAUGAGCUUCUGCUUCCGUUUCAGAGAAUAACUCUUUGUGUGAUGGUUACUUCAUACGUAGCCAUGGUCUUAAGGCUAAAAUACUUAGUGAUAAAUGACUAUACACUGAAAAGUGAAUUUUUAAAUAAAUGUAUACAUAGUACACA
This is a messenger RNA of Hyaena hyaena (striped hyena), 1922 nucleotides long. Its product is annotated as T-cell-specific guanine nucleotide triphosphate-binding protein 2-like. The record is from RefSeq and is a predicted model, not a curated record. Gene Ontology annotation, biological process: defense response; cellular response to interferon-beta. Gene Ontology annotation, cellular component: endoplasmic reticulum membrane. The coding region runs from base 230 to 1501 and encodes 423 amino acids. The transcript has 2 exons. Gene Ontology annotation, molecular function: GTP binding; GTPase activity. Lineage: Eukaryota; Metazoa; Chordata; Mammalia; Carnivora; Hyaenidae.